This is a messenger RNA of Helobdella robusta, 1440 nucleotides long. RefSeq lists its product as hypothetical. NCBI's taxonomy places the organism in Eukaryota, Metazoa, Annelida, Clitellata, Rhynchobdellida, Glossiphoniidae. The transcript has 9 exons. Gene Ontology annotation, molecular function: extracellular ligand-gated monoatomic ion channel activity. Gene Ontology annotation, biological process: monoatomic ion transport. Bases 1 to 1440 code for a protein of 479 amino acids. The record is from RefSeq and is a predicted model, not a curated record. Gene Ontology annotation, cellular component: membrane.
AUGUACUUGAAAAAAAAGUCAAAAUUUUUAGACGGGGAAUUGUCAGACAUUGAAGAUUUGAAUUUAGAAAGGUUUUUCCAUGCAGCUGAUGUAGGAAACGUACAACGGAGGGGUUCUCGUGAGAACAAGACUGUGCCGGUAGUCAUGCGUGUUUUAAUAAUUGCAUAUGGUGUAGGAGGGUAUUGUAGUUGCAUGGAGCGUCCUUCUGCCGUUUUAUCCAGUGGCGGAUCUAGGGCUGCCAAUGCUCCCUCUGUUGGGAGCAGUAUUUGUAUUAAAAGUCCGGAUAUGACUUCUAACCAAAAUUUGUGUCAAUCACCUAUAAUCGAUAGUCGCUUUUUGAAAAAUGAUCUGGAAAAUAUAUUUGAGUUUGAAGAAGAAAAUGGACAAAAAAAGCAUUUUGAAGAGGACUGUAAAGCUAUUGAGGAUGUUGGAAGAAUAAAGGUGAAUGUCUUCGAAGCCAUUGCACAUUAUCCAGAUCGAAUCAGACAGUCAAGCAGAAUAGCUGCAACGAUAAGAAUACACGUGCAAGUAAGUCAAUCGAACCUGGUGAUAUUAAAUGUAUCCAAGAUUCGUGUUAGCGACAUUGAUUUGAUGAAGGAGCAGUUCAUUUCGGAUAUCUUUAUGCAGAAUGGCGUACACUGGAAUCCAGAGUUGUUCAUAGAGAACAUAAUAAACGUCUCGUGCGAAGUUUCCAGAACAAUGUCCGAGGCAAACGAGUCGGGCGAAAAUAUAGUGGUGAAAGAGAUGCAUAUUUCCGGAACUUUCUAUCAGGCAAUGGAGUGGACCUACUUCCCUUUCGACACUCAAUUGUUGACGUUUUCGAUAAUGUCUCGUCACUCGCCCGAGGAUUUGAAUCUGGUGGUGACUUCGGAGGAAGACAGUCGGCCCGUCAUCAACGACCCCAUAAAUAAUGAGAUCUUCCAUUUUGGCACGUUUAUCAAACACGACAUCAUCUACGAUGACGAGACGAAACAUUUGGGUUUCCAGGUACAGAUCAUGGCCAGGAGGAAGACCAAAUUCUUCAUCAUCAACUUCUUCGUUUUCAUGUACCUUCUGACCAGUGUACAGAUUGUUACUUUAUUUGAAACUUUUGAAAUUUACAUUAAACUGAACCUCAGUCUGAUGAUACUUUGCAUCACCAUCUUUUACAAAUACGCCAUAAGAGUGUUCUCAUUGCCCACUAAAUAUCUCUUCACGUCUAUGGACACGUACUACUUGGCGAACGUGAUGCUGCAGGUCUUUGUAAUAAUGUACCACGGCUUGAUCAACAUGAGUAACAACAUCAACAGACUGAAUGUUCUGAACAUUUGGAGUCAUAAAUCAGACAACUACGUCUUUCUUGCAGCGGUCAGUGCUCACCUGGUCAUCAACAUCAUCUUUUACGUAUUCAUCAUCACCAGGCAGUACUCCAUCAUGACAACUCCUUUCUUUGGCUACUGA